Molecule: messenger RNA, 996 nt
Organism: Aphanomyces invadans
Lineage: Eukaryota; Oomycota; Saprolegniomycetes; Saprolegniales; Verrucalvaceae
Exons: 1
Coding region: 67-921 (284 amino acids)
Source: RefSeq, a predicted model, not a curated record
GCCGCGGAUACUUUUUUGGACGCGGCGAGCUUGGCCGCUUCAUGGCACAUUCGAUUGCGCGGAUAGAUGCCGACAGCGCAGCGACUCCACCGAUACUGGUCGAUGGACAUGGUGCUAGAUGACGCCGUGGAUGCGCCUCUGGCGGAGCUAUCUAUCUCCAACCUCGUUCUGUGGCCAGCGCAGCGCAUCACGUACACGCGUCUGCUGUUCUGUGCAGGCUACGUGGGAAUGUCCCUAGUUGCUUUCAUGGCGUGUGUGAUGCUGCUCGGACUCUAUGUCGCCUUGCUUCCAUGCACGAUUGUCGAUGCGCUGUGGCGCUACCACGUCCAUGGCUGGCACCCUCGGUGGUUGCACCACAAUGUAACCCUCGCUGUCGUCGAGCUCCUUGUCUUUUGUGCGACGUGGAUGCACAACAUAGUGUGCCCCAAGCCGCUGUGCAUCCACUUGCAAACGAGUGAUGGCGAUGCCCUGCUAGCGUACGAGCGAUCGCCAAUCCUCCGACACCGGCAUGCCAUCGCUCCAUACUGCUGCAAGAUCAAGACCGAGUGGGAGUCGUGGCGCGACGUUCGAAGAGCAGCCAUGUACUUCUUGGUGGUGCGGCCAGCGCUGUCCGGAUUCGCCAUUGCAUGGGCGGCUUACGUUGUCGCAUGCGUCGCCGCGGUGGCGCUGGCAUUGGCGCAUUGGCACGACGGCGUGCAUUUUGCAUUUUUCACGCGAGAACAAGGCCGCGUGCAAGAUGCGCUUGGAACGUUUGUGGUGGCGAUGGCGCUCAACUGCGGUGUCGUUGUCGGAUUUCGCAUGUGUGUCGUCCGCGUCAUGUGCUGGGCCACGCGGCGCUACUGCUGCGAACUGUUGUAUCCGCCUUGGAUUCACAGGACGUCCAUGACCGAAGUCAGCGCCACCAUGGAACCGUUUGCGUGAGCCGCCGUGGUAUUGCACAUGCAUGUGGUGGCAUGGUCCAGUUUAAUUUGUUGAAACAUGUCGUGAUGUCCUGGC